Adineta steineri is the source of this 288-nucleotide messenger RNA. Lineage: Eukaryota; Metazoa; Rotifera; Eurotatoria; Adinetida; Adinetidae. The record is from the annotation of a GenBank genome assembly.
AUGUCGGAACACGAUGGAAAAAAAGGAACAUCAGCUGAACCUCGAGAAGAAGUUUCAGGAACAGCUGGUUUAGAACGAACAGUUGGAACAACAGCAACAUCAACUGGAACAUAUGAACGAAUUGGUGUUGCACCUGCUAUGCCCGAUACAGGAAGUCUUGCUCAUUCUCAUGUUGGUGGAGGUGAAGAACGUUUAGGACCAACAUCUGGAUUAGGUACUAAUACAGGAGCAGGUGGAUUAACAACAAUUACUUCAAAGAACGAUCAAGAUAAUAAUUCAAAAAAAUAA